Molecule: messenger RNA, 349 nt
Organism: Staurois parvus
Lineage: Eukaryota; Metazoa; Chordata; Amphibia; Anura; Ranidae
Source: the annotation of a GenBank genome assembly
UCAUGCUGCUGCCAGGUCCAGAGUCUCUCAUGGGUCCCUGUACGGCCUCCCAUUGCUGCUGUCUCCAUCGCCACACUCUGCCAUGUGCCACUUUUCAGGUCUCCUCACACACUGCUGAAUUUUUUUGACAUAGGGUGCUGGCAGAUUACGGGCCUCCCAUAGCUGCUGCCAGGCCCCUAAUCUGCCAUGGGCCCCUAUAUACCGCCUCCUCAUGCUGCUGCCAGGAACCCAGAGUCUCUCAUGGGUCCCUGUACGGCCUCCCAUUGCUGCUGUCUCCAUCGCCACACUCUCUGCCAUGUGCCACUUUCAGGUCUCCUCACACACUGCUGGUGUGUAGAAUUUUUUUGAC